UUCUCUUGAAUUUACAUGAAUUAUCAGCAAACAGCAGCAGGGCUUGAUGUGUUUUAUUUUCUCUGUUUAGUCAUUGCCGGUGUUUUAUAUGUAUGCUUCACAAAGACUGUGUGCAGAGAAAAAAAAACAGGGCUUUCAAGCAGCCAAGCAGCAAUUAAAGAGAAAGGGACAGAAGCCACUUCACUGCAUACAAGGCAUAGUGGCGGGGUGGCAGUUGGCCCUCAGACCCACCUCCCAGGUGUGGUUCACCCUCAGCAGCAGUACUACCCGUCACAGCCCCUUUACAUCCAGGAUAUACCCCUGCAGGAGGUGCCCAACGGACGCGACGUGUGCCCUACAGAUCCGGAGUGUGGCGAUGUCCCCUUGCUGACUCCAGGAAGUAAAGAGAUGAUGUCCCAGGCUCUGAAGGCCACCUUCAGUGGCUUCACGAAGGAACAGCAGCGGCUGGGUAUACCCAAAGAUCCCAGACAGUGGACAGACAACCACGUGGCUGAGUGGCUAACGUGGACAGUGAACGAGUUCAGUCUGAAGAACGUCGACUUUGACAAAUUCUGCAUGAACGGAGCCACCCUGUGUGCGAUGGGGAAGGAGCGCUUCCUGGACUUAGCACCUGACUUUGUGGGUGACAUCCUUUGGGAACAUUUAGAAAUGCUUCAGAAAGAGGAUGCAAAGCAUUACCCCAUCAAUGGACUGACCUCCAACUUCCAGGAAUCCCGUUAUACCUCAGACUACUUUGUCAGCUACGGUGUUGAGCAUGCUCAAUGUGUCCCUCCUUCUGAAUACUCAGAGCCCGGCUUCAUCACAGAGUCCUACCAGACACUUCAUCCCAUCAGCUCGGAGGAAUUGCUGACGCUCAAGUACGAGAGUGAAUACCCCGCUGUCAUCCUGCGGGACACGCCCCUCAACCCGCUGCAGGGGGACUACUUCACCGUCAAGCAGGAGGUGGUUUCCCCUGACAACAUGUGUGUUGGACGCCUAAGCAGAGGUAAGCUCGGUGGCCAGGACUCCUUUGAGAGCAUCGAGAGCUUCGAGAGCUGCGACCGACUGACCCAGUCAUGGAGCAGCCAGUCCUCGUUCAGCAGCCUGCAGCGGGUACCUUCGUACGACAGCUUCGACUCGGAAGACUACCCCACCGCCCUGCAUAGCCACAAGCCCAAGGGCACUUUCAAAGACUAUGUGAGGGAGCGCUCAGACCUCAGUAAGGAUAAACCCGUCAUCCCAGCGGCGGCGCUGGCAGGAUACACAGGCAGCGGCCCCAUCCAGCUGUGGCAGUUUCUCCUGGAGCUGCUGACCGACAAGUCUUGCCAGUCCUUCAUCAGCUGGACAGGCGACGGCUGGGAGUUCAAGCUUUCUGACCCAGAUGAGGUUGCUCGGAGAUGGGGCAAGAGGAAAAACAAGCCCAAGAUGAACUAUGAGAAGCUGAGCCGUGGCCUACGCUACUACUAUGACAAGAACAUCAUCCACAAGACGUCGGGGAAACGCUACGUCUACCGCUUUGUCUGUGACUUAAAAAGCCUGCUGGGCUACACUCCCGAGGAGCUCCAUGCAAUGUUGGACGUAAAGCCCGAUACGGACGAGUGAAAGCAGAGACGGAACAAGAAGUGAAGAAAAAAAAGUUGAGGAGACACGUGGACUGGGGCUCAUAAAGUGGUCUUAACUGUUUUGAUAGAGUUGUUUUUUUGGGGACCAAAAAUGUUUUUAAUGACUAACUGUGGUCUUUGUCAACUUCAAGCUCCUGUCUCUCAGACCAUGUUUUAAAAAAGAAGGCACAAGCCAAAAGCCUGUAUUCAUACCCUGUCGCAUCUGAGAUGUGUGUGCGCGCAUGUGUGUGUGAGCGUGCGUAUGUGUGAUUAUGUAUCGGUAUUAUUUAGCAGCUCGAGGCAGAUGGAGCGCCAUCGGGUAGAGUUCAGGUCUGCCUAAGUAGCACAGUGGGGAGACGAGAGGACCAAGACAGAACGUCUGAGAGAACCGAGAGAGAGAGAAAAUAAUUGAUUCAUUUCAUUGUCGGGGGAGAGCAGGCGGAAGGUUCCCGCUAAGAAAAAGGGGUUGCCAAAAUGUAAAAACCAAACUGCGGGAAGGUAUAUUGUCAUAUUUACAUACGUGCUCACUGUUUCUCUGUGGCAAAGAGAGAAUUUUCAGCUCGGACCAAAAAGUGUCGUUUCUAAUUUGUUGUUUGAGGAGCGUAUGCUUGUGCCAGUAUUAUAUUAUUGAUGUUGAGAACAGCCAAUGUAAACCUGCCAGGCAUAUAUUGGAAAGAGUAUUUUUCUUAUGUUGUCAAUGAAGGUAUUACAGUGGAACCAAACAUUAGAUGUUCUCUAGGAGCCUUUAACUGAAAUGUGCUGAUUGGUUAUCAGACAACACUAUAGACACUGGCCACAAGGUUCGAGGACCUGGUGAGAUUACUCAUCCCAAGAGUGUCUGAUAGACAGACAACUGAAAGUAGCCGUUGCUUUUGAAACUGACGCUUUCACCUUUACGUACAUGUUUGCCACCGUGUUAGAGACACAUAUUGUGACUGAAACUUAUGCAUUUUUUGCAUAUACCACCAGUAUUAGCAAACUGUAGACAAUCUAUGUGGGGGAAUUCAGGAGUCUUUGGUGAGAAGAGUUGUUUAAUGUGCAGAUUAGAUGCAUAAUUUGUCGGUUCACUGUCCAUGUUAGUGUUGCUUUAGAAGUGUUUGAAUAGUCUUCUGUCUGUCUAUACGAUAAAAUCACAAGUGAAAUAGUUGAGGGAGUGAUUUUACAAAAUCCUAAGAAUGUCAGAUUUUUUUUUCUUUUCUUAUGCAGUACAUUUUGGCCUCAAGGACGCGGCUGCAGUAUAGUGUGAAGGUACAGUGUAGGAAAAAGGGACAGGCAAUAGAAAAACGUUGACUAGAGAGAAUCGGAAGUCUUGUGGGAUAGAUGGAGGUGACUGAAAAGAAUGCUGCAGGUGAUAAUCACUUGUAAGGUCUGAUAGAGAAAGACUGACAGAAACGAUGCAAGUUGGCGCUGCUUGGAGGUUUCCAUUGUGUGGCUUGUGCACUUGAUUUUCCACUGCCAUCGUGGUUGAAUGCAACUGAAACCUCACUGAAAAUAGAGGCAUUUAGGACUAGAGGCAGACAUUUGUAUUUAAUUUUGAGGUUUGUGCGUUACUCAUCUAUGAGCAAAAUAAUAUUCAGCUCAUAGUAACUCAUGUAUGAUUCCACUCAUACUUGUGCAGCUCGCUCAGAAUAAAGAUUCACUGGUUACAUUAGAGCAAAUUGGCAGCAGUUUCCUCCCAACAGUGGGAACAGUGGCUGCACACUGGCCUUAUGGGAAAUGCCAAAGUGGAAUAUCAUCUUAGAAUACAAUGUUAUUGUUUACAGUGGCUGAAUGUUACCCAUAUGGAUGAAAAUAGCUUUUGAGAUGUCUAUUUGUACAGAUUGUAUUUCAUAAUGCUUUAUUGAGACCCAGAUUACACAAAUAAGCAAGAGACAAAGCAGGAAUAAUAACCAAAACCCAUGUGAGGUCUUUGGCCGCGGUGCUUCGGGUAUCGUCCACAAUGUCGGAAAGACAGGGACCAGAAUUCUCUCACAUUUUUGGAAAGUGUUGACUUUUCUUUGGUCUUUUUUGUUAAUUUGUUGGAAAGCACACAAGCUGUAGGACAAAGAAAAACGCCUUCGCUGAUCUGAGUGUAGAAAAAAAGAGAUGCUGGAUAUGUUCAUAAUGUUUAAUUGGUAACAAGCUUGUCCGCCGUCAUCUGACACAAAGAAUUCAACAAAUUAAUUAGUAAUAAGCUGCACUGUACUUUCAUUCCUCUCUGCAUGUUGAUGUCAAGGUUUCAAAAACACUGUUGGUUUCGUUCAGGUUCUUUUUCUGAUGUCAGUGUUUUAUGUUAGAGAGAUUUUUAAACAUUAUUGUAACGGUUGUCAGUGCCCUGGAAGAAGUGAUCUUUUUCCCCCCACACAAUGUCAUAAUAUCAGUAUGGUUGGCUUCAUAAGAUUAAUGUGCUAAAAGAAAACGUUCUGUUACCCAAAAAUAUUUUGUCAGGAUAUAAACUAUUGUUAAAUGUCACAGAUUACAAUCUACUGCAGGUCUUAUGUAUUAAUGAACCUAGUCGGGCAGGUGUAUACACACACACACUCCAGUAGUUUUGUGGCAUAUGCAUAUCUCAGAAUGGAUUCAGAAGGAAAACCUUUUUUUGUUUUGGAUGUUGUUGUUUUUUUUGUAUAUUUUAUAGUGUCUCUGUAUUUUUGUUAUGAGAUCAUUUUUAUUGUAUUUAGUUCACAAACAUUUGAAUAUUUUUCAAUAAUUUAUAUUUUAUAAAAGACAAGAGAUGCAGACAGCUGGUGCUUUCAUGGGAAUAUAAAGGUAGCGCAGGACAAAAUAAUGUAGCGAUUUGUUUUGUUUUUGUUUGUUUUUUUAUUCUUUUUUUAUAUAGAAAAUAGACCUGUCUGCUAGAGAAAAAAGGCUGAUGCUGGCCCAUCAAUGAUUUCUGCUGGAAAGGUUUUAUAAACUGUAGCUUCUAUUUCUAAUAUGUACUUAAUGUACUUCAAAAUGUUAUAAAAUAUAUGUGAACAAAGA
Messenger RNA from Sebastes umbrosus (honeycomb rockfish), 4541 nucleotides. It is a transcript of the gene ets1, whose product is annotated as v-ets avian erythroblastosis virus E26 oncogene homolog 1. The coding region runs from base 16 to 1581 and encodes 521 amino acids. The record is from RefSeq and is a predicted model, not a curated record. Gene Ontology annotation, biological process: cell differentiation; regulation of transcription by RNA polymerase II. The transcript has 9 exons. Gene Ontology annotation, cellular component: nucleus. Lineage: Eukaryota; Metazoa; Chordata; Actinopteri; Perciformes; Sebastidae. Gene Ontology annotation, molecular function: DNA-binding transcription factor activity, RNA polymerase II-specific; sequence-specific DNA binding.